Mytilus trossulus (common blue mussel) is the source of this 876-nucleotide messenger RNA. RefSeq lists its product as uncharacterized. Lineage: Eukaryota; Metazoa; Mollusca; Bivalvia; Mytilida; Mytilidae. The transcript has 6 exons. The record is from RefSeq and is a predicted model, not a curated record. Bases 1 to 876 code for a protein of 291 amino acids.
AUGUCGUAUAAGUCUUGUCAGAUAUAUGAUGCUGAGCCUGGAGAAGAUAAUUAUUAUGGUGAACUCAUUGACAGUACAGGAAAUAGCUUUGUAGCCGCCUCAACAUUCCCUCAGGAACUAGCUGGUCCAUGUAAAGGUCAUGGCUGUAAGCUUACUGAAGUGUGUAUUCCACAGUCACCGCCUUACACCUGCAUCCCUGUAUUUGUACAGUUUAUUGAAAACAGUCAACUGAAUAAGUCUUGUCAGAUAUUUGAUGAUGAACCAGGGGAAACGAAUUACCAUGGUAAGCUCAUCAAAAGCACUGGAAAUAGCUUUCUAGGAGCCUCAGCAUUCCCUAAGGAAUUGGCUGGUCCAUGUAAAGGUCAUGGAUGUAAGCCUAAUGAAGUGUGUUUCCCGCUGUCACUAACUUACACCUGCAUCCCUGUAUAUGUACAGACUAUUGAAAAGAGCCAGCAAAGCCCAUUGACGGAAGUUGCCUACGGAAAGUCAUGCAAACAAAGUUCAACCGCUGGGGUAGAAUAUGCUUCGAAGGCUGUUGAUGGAGAUUUGAAUACAUAUGCGCACACUGACAAAAAUCAUUUACCAUACUGGUUUGUUGACCUUGGAAAAUUUUUCCAAGUAAAGCGGAUCGAAAUAUUCAACAGAAAUCGUGGCUCUAGAGACACAGGACGACGUCUGCAUGACCUUGACAUUAUGGCUGGUACUUCACUAAAUAACCUGCAUCUAUGUACCCACUACACAGGACCGGCUGAACUCGGAGAACAUCUUGUGUUUGGAUGUCAGUAUGAAGAAAAGGCACGUUAUGUGAAAUUGACAAUACGAGGAACAGAAUUCUUACAUGUGGCUGAGGUCAAAGUGUAUGCACUUUAUGAUUAA